ACCAGUGUAGCACUCCAGCGGAAAUAUAAGGAACUAGCUUUAUACAAGGUUCAAGAUGGCGGUAUUGCCGUCUCCGACUUUAGUCGCCGGGCAGAACUAUGCAAUCUUUGAGGCUUGGUAUCGACAUGUGGACCCCAAAAACCUUGGAAGUAUUGGUGCACUAGAUGCUGCUAACUUUCUGAAGAAAUCUGGAUUACACACUUCUGUGUUGGGAAAGAUCUGGGACCUGUCUGAUCCUCAAGGUAGAGGCUAUCUCGACCAAAAUGGGUUUUUUACUGCAUUGAAGCUAGUAGCCCUAGCACAGAAUGGAAUAGAAGUUAGUAUGAACAACAUAUCAAGAGAAACUACACCACCAGAAAUGGGUGAACAACCUCCAGCUAUCAUACAAAAUAUGGUGGCUUCCCCCCUACAGGGAUCCUUUUCUUUGACUUCACCAACUGGAAGCCAGCCCAAAUCCUUUAAUUGGGUUGUCACUGCCACAGACAGAGCAAAAUAUGAUGCACUGUUUGAUUCUCUAAAUCCUGUGAAUGGGAAGCUACCUGGAUUCAAGGUGAAAGAGGUGUUGGUCAACUCUACUUUGCCGAUGGAAAGUCUUGGGAAAAUUUGGGACCUGUCCGAUAUGGACCAUGACGGAGCGCUCGACAGGAAUGAAUUCACUGUGGCGAUGCAUUUAGUUUACAAAGUUUUAGACAACUACCCUUUGCCUGUAAGUUUACCACCUGAAAUGCUCCCAUCGAGUCCAGAAUCGACUGCACGCCGUGGAUCAACACUUUCGGGAGCGGUCAUCGUUCUUCCGCCAGCAGUUUCAUCUCCAGAAAACCUAAAAGAGAUUGCAUCUAAUGGCCCUUCAGUAGCGUGGGUUGUAAGCGAUGCAGACAAAACCAAAUACGGCGCUUUGUUUUUACAAGCGGAUAUGGAUCGCGAUGGUUAUGUGUCCGGAUUGGAAAUCAAAGAUGUUUUCUUGCAAUCACGUCUACCGCAACCCGUUUUAGCCCAUAUUUGGGGGCUGUGUGAUGUUGGACAGACCGGCAAAUUGAACAAUGAACAGUUUGCUCUUGCCAUGUGGCUGGUGCAGCAGAAAGUCCAAGGAAGAGAGUUGCCAACCGUGCUAACUCCUGAGAUGAUGCCUCCCUCUCUCCGCGCUCAAGACACGAACGUGGAAGAAUCGACUCAUUCGGCUGAACUCGAGCAAAUCGCCAAAGAAAUUGAAAGUCUUAUUCGAGAGAAGCGUCAACUGGAAACAGAUGUGGCACAAAAAGAGGCCGACAUCCGAAUCAGGAACGGCGAAGUUCGGAACCUUCAGAGCGAGCUUGACACUUUAUCGGCUACUUUAAAGCAACUAGAAGUUCAAAAGAAGGAAGCACAAAAAAGACUGGACGACCUUGAUGCACAGCGUUCGGCUUUGGAACAAGAUUUAAAAGGAGUAGAACGACAAAUUGAAGAGCAUGAAAAACAGGUUCGUACAUUCCGAACUCAAGCCGAAGAGCAAGAAAAUACGCUCCGAACGCAGGAGGCAGAGGUUGCAGCCAAAAAGCAGGAGCUUAACAACUUACGUUCUGAAGAACUUCAAAUGGAACAGCGGAUGCAAGCGGCCACACUCCAACUUGAGAAGCUCCAAACUACGCUGGAAGAUAGUCAUUUGCAGAUUAGUCAAAUUCAAUCGCGCAUGGUGGUGUUGCAAGAACAUCAGCGUCAAGUAGAUGAGGCCUUAGCGGCCUAUGAUGAAGCCUUAGAAACUGGAGAUCCUUCUCAGUUGGGAGAUAAUGUCCUCCGCCCCAUUUCCUCUGUCGCUUCCGAUUCUGAUAUGCUAUCUUCGCCAAACUCUGACCGCAACAAAGUGAACGGAGGAGCGUCGCAUUUUAACGAUGGAGCAUUUGGCAGUGAUCCAUUUUCUAGUCUGAACGGUCAAAGCCGUGGGUUUUCGGAUUCGUCCAAUGGGGAUCCUUUCAAGGAGUCUGAUUUUUUCAAGAAGACAUCUCAGACUUCUUCUGCCGAUCCUUUUGGCGCUAAAGAUCCAUUCGCAUCAGCCUUUGGGGCACCGGCAAAACCAACGAAUGACCCAUUCGCAUCCGCGUUCGGCCAAGCAAAAAGCGAACCGUUCGACGCCUUCGGUCGUAGCAAAUCGCCAAACGCGGGUGCCGAUCCAUUCGGAAGUGACCCGUUUAACGCGCCUAACUCUCCCCUGCCCGCCGGUCGGGUGGAAAGUCCGACUCCGGCGUUGCCUCCCAAAAAGUCUAAACAACCACCUCCUCGUCCAGCUCCACCCAAAGCUGUGGCUAGUGGCGUGAAAGGUCCCCAACGCCCGGCACCGCCGAUUGGAGCCACGAAAUCACCGGAUCCUUUCGCUCCAAUGAAUGAUCCAUUUAGCUCGGCUAGCGCCGCCAAAGAUCCUUUUGGUGGGUCGGGUUUCGCUGAUUUUGCGAGCUUUGAAUCCAAGUUUACGGUCUCUUCAACCGGCGAGGGCUUUGAUGCAUGGGGAAGCACCAACAGUAGCAGCACAAAACCCACCAGCGAGUCACAGCAGCACCGGUAUGCCGAGUUGGAGUUCACAGAAGACCCUUUCAAAGAUGUCGGCUUUGGCGAUCCGUUUGCAUCACACACAGACGAUCCUUUUGCUGUUCCUACGAUCAACAAUAGCGCAAUAAAGAUCAAAAAGGACUCGGACAAUUUUGAUCCGUUCUCCACUGAGAACGAUCCGUUUGCAUCUUCCGCCUCUCCGUGUAAAACGACAUUAGAAUUCGACAGCCCGUUUGGCUCUUCAGCGUGGAAUGAUCGGCCUGAUCCGUUCGCUGCCGCCACAGCUGCCGAUAACAACAACAAGUCACCUUCUAAUUGGGGCAACGAUUUCAAGUUUUCCUCGCCUAUCCCUAGUGGCCCUGCUAAAAGUCCGAUGUCGAUCGGUUCGAGUUCGUUAAAGAGCCGAUCGUCUUCCUCGUCGUCGCCCAUGAAAAGCAAAGUGUCUCCAUCUGAGGCGUUACCCAAGUUGAACGAAGAUGCCCAAAUUGCUUGGGUGGCUGCUGAAAGUGUUCGAUCCGAGCAGGAAAGGCGGAGAAAAGCGGAAAUGCAGGAAAUCGCCGACCUGGAAAUGGCGAUCGCUCUCAGCAAGUCUGAAAUGAACAACCGGUCACCACCUUCGUCUGACAGAUUGAUAUGAAUACGUUGAAAUGUUGGCCACCAUUUUUUCUUCCUUCUUUUGAAUUCCACCACAUCCAAAUUCUCUUUAUAUAUAUAUAUAUCCUACAUGACCUCUCAAUAAUUUUUCGCGCUUCUGUCUACGGAGUUUUCCUUGUUUUAAAGGUCGUUUCAAAUGAGCAUUUUUUUGGCCUCCGAUGCAACAAAGUUUACGCAAAAAAAUCCAGCAAUACUUUGACCGCAAACAUUUUGUCAUUGAACCGUGUGCGGGAGUGAAUGAUAAGCAAAAAAUCCAAUGUGUUGAAUCAAUUCCCUUUCCUUCACCCCGAAUUCGUCAUAAUUCCAAGAAAGAAAAAGAAAAAGAUGCUUAUCCGCAA
Daphnia carinata is the source of this 3509-nucleotide messenger RNA. Its product is annotated as epidermal growth factor receptor substrate 15-like 1. The record is from RefSeq and is a predicted model, not a curated record. Gene Ontology annotation, biological process: endocytosis; endosomal transport. Lineage: Eukaryota; Metazoa; Arthropoda; Branchiopoda; Diplostraca; Daphniidae. Gene Ontology annotation, molecular function: calcium ion binding; protein binding. Gene Ontology annotation, cellular component: cytoplasm; plasma membrane; clathrin coat of coated pit. The transcript has 16 exons. Bases 56 to 3154 code for a protein of 1032 amino acids.